Microthlaspi erraticum is the source of this 1554-nucleotide messenger RNA. NCBI's taxonomy places the organism in Eukaryota, Viridiplantae, Streptophyta, Magnoliopsida, Brassicales, Brassicaceae. The record is from the annotation of a GenBank genome assembly.
AUGCAUUGGCUCGCGUGGCGGAAGCUGUGUCGACAUAAAACUGACGGGGGACUGGGAUUUAGGGUAAUAGAAGAUUUUAACACAGCGCUACUCGCAAAACAGUUAUGGCGCCUAAUGGAUAACCCGGAUUCCCUGUUUGCUAAAGUUUUCAAGGGGAGAUAUUUUCGGAACUCAACCCCCUUGGACCCAAUUCGCUCUUACUCUCCAUCUUAUGGAUGGCAGAGUAUCGUUUCAGCUCGACCUCUGGUAUGCAAAGGACUUAUUAAAAGAGUUGGUUCAGGUUCAUCUAUAUCUGUAUGGUAUGACCCCUGGAUUUCCGAUUCUUGCCCGAGGCCAGCUAUCUGUAAAGGAAUUAAUUACUACCCACACCUCACGGUGAAUCAGUUAAUUAAUUCCCAGACCUCAACGUGGAAUCGACCACUAUUGCAACAAUUUUUUGAGAGUGAGGAAAUCACUCGCAUUACGGGUAUACCAGUGGCUACUGGAUAUAAACCCGAUACCUGGGGCUGGUUUUAUACAACAACGGGUCGGUAUACGGUUAAAUCGGGAUAUACUGUGCUACAGGAGCUUUCCGAUGAGGGGACACUACCAGUCUUUGGACCGGACACUCGGAGAUUGCAAGCGCAAUCCUGGAAGGUUAAAUGCACCACAAAACUCCAACAUUUUCUCUGGCAAAUUAUUACCGGAUGUUUAUCGGUUGGCGCACGUUUAUGUAGUCGGGGAAUGCGUGUGGACCCACUGUGCGUGAGAUGUGGUAUGGGAGAUGAGACUAUCAAUCAUAUGCUCUUUGAGUGUCCCCCGGCCCGACAGGCCUGGGCACUCUCUCCCAUACCUACGCCUCCCCAGUUUUUUCCUACGGGAGCACUGUACUCAAAUAUGGCACAUCUAUUCUGGAACCUCCCAGACAAUGAUGACAUGUUGAUGUAUCCAUGGUUACUCUGGUUUAUUUGGAAAGCUCGUAAUUACAAAGUUUUCUCAAAUGAUGAUCAAAAUCCGCAGGAAGUAAUGGAAUCUGCGAUAACGGAAUCCCGGGCAUGGGUAGCAGCACAAACGGUAGCAGACGGAGUAUCCAAUAGUAUCUCCAUCAACUCCGGCCACGUCCCACCGGGAGAGUGGUGUCAGAUUGAUGGAGCGUGGAAAGUGACAGACAGUCGGGCUGGACUUGGAUGGUACAAUUUUGACCCGGAUUCGGGCUCUGUCCUGAUGGGGUCUAGCAACCUACGGCGGGGUUUAUCUCCUCUUCAAACAGAAUUGGAGGCAUUGGUUUGGGCUAUGCAAAGUAUGCUAGUCCAUAACAAACGACGGAUGAAUUUCCAAACAGAUAGCGCUCAGUUGGUGAAGAUGGUGUCCAAACCUGCCGAGUGGCCAGCUUUUGCGAUCUUGCUUGAAGAAGUGGAGCAUUGUAGAGGGAUGUUCCAGGCGUUCUCCCUCACAUACAUUCCCAGAACGAAGAACACAAGGGCAGACAAGCUAGCACGGAGUGCUCGAGCUCAGCCCCAUGAUGUGUAUUACAUAAACUCAGUUCCCCCGAUUCCGCUUCCCGGACCGGUAUAG